Molecule: messenger RNA, 1614 nt
Organism: Exophiala aquamarina CBS 119918
Lineage: Eukaryota; Fungi; Ascomycota; Eurotiomycetes; Chaetothyriales; Herpotrichiellaceae
Exons: 1
Coding region: 1-1614 (537 amino acids)
Biological process (GO): sterol metabolic process
Molecular function (GO): monooxygenase activity; oxidoreductase activity, acting on paired donors, with incorporation or reduction of molecular oxygen; iron ion binding
Source: RefSeq, a predicted model, not a curated record
AUGGUGUCACGGUUGAACCAAAGUCUCUCCUUCCACUCAUCACCCGAGUCGUUCAUCUCCUCGCGACUGGAGCACCUUUCCUAUUUAAAUUCUGAAGUACUGCCCGCUUCCCCAGGAGUGGGGGUACGCAAACUGCGCCCGAUAAUCAGAGCCUCGAUCUUGAACAGGAAUGUUCAUAUUGUCUCUUCGUACAGGCUAUGCGAGGCAAUUCUGAAAUUUGGAUCCGCCUCGGGUGGUUCUGACUUUAGCCAAAUUGAUCAAGAGCCGAGUCACCAAGAAGAAGUUGCUGCCAUUUUGGUUGCAGCAGUCAGUGGUCCCAGUAACGGAGACGAGCCCGUCUUUACUGCUCGUCUAGCAUAUGCCCAAUUCAUGUCCGCCUUUUUUCCAGGUCCAAACGUACUACUCGAGGAUGGACCACAGCACGCUGCACAUAGAGAGAGGUGGAAGCAACAAUUAAAGCAUAUCCCUGAAAUUUCUCAAUCCAUGAUCCGGUCCCUGACUGUAAAACGACUCAUCGAGCCACUGCAAGGUGCUAAAUCUACGAACGAGGGAAAGAGCAUCGACUUGUACAGCGCUAUGAAGUCGCUAGCAUGGGACUUGUUGUUUGGGAUCUUUCUUGGGCUGGAUAGAAACGAAAACGGGGCAGUGUUUUCAGAAUUGGAGAGGUCACAGGUCGAUCUUCUUCAGGGACAGUUUUCCUUGUUUCCUGUAUCCAUCAAGACGCCGUUCUGGUCGUCACCCAGGAGCAAGGGAUUGGAUGCAGUGAAGAAUGUUAACGGCAUUCUGAGAAAGCGCUUACGCCAAGUGGGUCAUGCUGGAGACACAGGGGCGAGAAGGUCAACAUGCCCGUUCAUGCAGCGGUUCCGAGAACGAGAACAAGAGGAAACCCCUUUGACCGAUGAGGACGUAGUGUCUCACACACUAUUGUUCACCAGUAGCCUCGUGAACAAGGCAUUGGCAUCACUAUUGACGGCCUAUCUCCUAAACCUGUUUAUGUGGAGGGAUGGUGUUGACAGAACAAGUGGUGGCGGCCUUGCUGAUCUGAUACGCAGUCAGGAAGACAGGCCUAUGGCUCAGCGCAUGCUGGAAAGCAUCUUAAGCGAGACAGAACGUUUAAGCCCCCCUAUCGUCGGGGUUAUGCGUCGAGUGACGCAGGAUAUUGUUCUGCGCGGAGCCACAGAUCAGAAGGCUCAAGACGAGACCUCAGACUGCCUUGUCCGCCAAGGCGAAGAUGUUUGGUUAUACCUUGCCGGUGCAGGGCGGGAUAACGACGUUUUCGAGGGUGCAGAUCAGUUUGUUUGGGAUCGGUUUAUGUCGUGCGAGGAUUCACACGAAGCUGGUCAUACUUUCGGCAGAGGUACCAAAACUUGUAUGGGGUAUGCGUUGGUCAGGCAAAUCUGCUUGACUGUCGCAAGUUCCAUCCUUGAUUCCACCAUUUCGUUCCGAGGGGUUGUUUCUGAGCAAGGUGUUAGGCACUGGCUGGGCUGGGAGAAGGAUGUGCCACAUGAGGUAGUUGCGAGGGACGUGAAGCAACUGCCGUCUCAAAGACCCAGAAGGCCUGUCAAUGUGGAGGUCAUCCUCGGAAAAUCGCCAUCAGAGACACAGAGUCCCUAA